Molecule: messenger RNA, 1509 nt
Organism: Pseudomassariella vexata
Lineage: Eukaryota; Fungi; Ascomycota; Sordariomycetes; Amphisphaeriales; Pseudomassariaceae
Exons: 3
Coding region: 1-1509 (502 amino acids)
Molecular function (GO): acyltransferase activity, transferring groups other than amino-acyl groups
Source: RefSeq, a predicted model, not a curated record
AUGAGCUGGCUCUUCAGCCCCCCGCGCAAAGGGCAACCAAGACUUCUGUCCGACGAAGUGGUGCCUGUGCACUUCUUCGACAACACCCAAGUAAACCGACAGCUUUUCGUGUGCUGGACGCUGCGUUUCGACGAUGUUCUCAAUGUCGACAAAGUCCAUGAUUCUCUUUCUCGGCUCCUCGAGAUCGGUGACUGGAGGAAACUGGGCGGCAGACUGCGCAUGAACGACGCCGGCCAACUCGAAAUCCACAUCCCUCGCCACUUCACCAAAGAUCGCCCAGCCGUCCGGUUUUCGCGCACCACCUUUGAAAUCUCGAUGUACGAGCACCCCGUGGCGUCGAAGCUCCCACGCCGAAUGAGGAAUCCAUCACUACAGCCUGGACCCGAGGAGUUCCGGACCUUGGCAUACCGCGAGGACAUGCCCAUGACACUGGAAAAUCACCUAUGCUCCGACGAGCCUCAGCUUCAGCUGCACACGGCGUCGUUUGUGGACGGCACCCUGGUCAGUUUAACGUGGCCGCACAUCAUGACAGACGCUAUGGGUCUGAUGGAAUUGGCCAAGGCUUGGUCACUGGUGAUGCAUGGCCGCGAGGCCGAGGUUCCGCCUUUCCUUGGUUUGAAAGAGGAUCCCCUCGCCACUGUUGGGAGGACUGCUCCUUGGCCCAAUAACAAAGAAUCACUUCCAUUGGUUGCUCGAUAUGAGUUGCUCGGCUGCUCGCUUCUGAGAGCGCUCGCGUGGUUCGUGCCAACUCAGCUGUGGUGGCCGGCUUACACUAGCAAGACCAUCUUCCUCCCGGCCUCCACAGUACGCAAAUUGCGAGAAUGCUGUAUGAAGCAGGUUGCGAUUGACAAAGAGGGGGGUACUAUGCCCUUCAUCAGCGAGAACGACGUCAUCACCGCAUGGCUCGCACGCACGGCCAGCGCGCAUCUAUCCACGACGGCCUACCCGAACAUCUUGAUCCAGAACGUGUAUGACAUACGUUCGCGCCUGUCGACCCUAUCUCAGCAAUCCAAGCUUGUUCAAAUCACUUCGACGAGCGGCCGACCGGGCGUGUUUGUUCAGAACCUCGUCGCGCCCACUGUGACGUUGCUCCCCACGACCCAAGUCCUCUACCGUCCACUUGGGCGUUUGGCACUGGAUUUCAGGAGUAGCAUAGCCGAGCAGGUUACUGAAGAGCAGACUGAGAAGCUGUUCUCCAUGCUGCGAGGCAGUUACGCGACCAGGGGUCGUGCGCCGAUCUUUGGCUCGCCUGAUGCGUUCUGGUUGCUUUUCACUAGUUGGGUAAAGUGUAAUGUGUGUGAGGAGGUUGACUUUGGGGCUGCUGGACAGGGGAAGAGGGGGAAACCUAGCUAUUUCCACAGCUUUCCGGUUGUACCGCCCUGGCUGGCACCCAAUGGAUUUCAGGUCGCCGGCAAGGAUGAUGAUGGUAAUUUUUGGGUCGUGGGGAAUCUGCAGGCUGGCCUUUGGAAGAAUUUCGAGGAAGAACUCGCAAUUCUAGGGAGUUCGUAG